Molecule: messenger RNA, 2538 nt
Organism: Saccharomyces eubayanus
Lineage: Eukaryota; Fungi; Ascomycota; Saccharomycetes; Saccharomycetales; Saccharomycetaceae
Gene: MCM7
Product: DNA replication licensing factor MCM7
Exons: 1
Coding region: 1-2538 (845 amino acids)
Biological process (GO): DNA replication initiation; double-strand break repair via break-induced replication; DNA replication
Cellular component (GO): MCM complex; nucleus
Molecular function (GO): ATP hydrolysis activity; single-stranded DNA binding; single-stranded DNA helicase activity
Source: RefSeq, a predicted model, not a curated record
AUGAGUGCGGCGCUUCCAUCAAUCCAGCUUCCUGUCGACUAUAACAACUUGUUCAACGAGAUCGGUGAUUUCUUGGUGACUUUCAAGCACGACACGUUAUCUGCUCAGGAACCACAACAUGAUGAUGAAGACGAAAACAUGGAUGCUGAAAACAUUGAGCAAGAUCUAUUAGAAAAGGGUCCUAAAUAUAUGGCCAUGCUUCAGAAAGUCGCCAAUAGGGAAUUGACUUCUGUUGUCGUCGAGUUGGACGAUAUUUUGCAGUUUCAGAACGAGAAGUUUCUGCAGGGCACACAAGCGGACGAUCUUGUGUCUGUCAUCCAGCAAAACGCCAGCCACUUCACUGAGCUAUUUUGUCGCGCCAUUGACGAUAACAUGCCCCUGCCAACAAAGGAAAUCGACUACAAGGACGAUGUUCUUGAUGUUAUCCUGAACCAAAGAAGAUUGAGGAACGAGAAAAUGCUCUCGGACAGGACCAAUGAAAUCAGAAAUGAAAACCUUAUGGAUACGGCUUCGGAUCCACCUUCCUCCAUGAAUGAUGCGUUGAGGGAAGUCGUCGAGGAUGAGACUGAAUUGUUCCCUCCGAACUUGACUAGACGCUAUUUCUUUUAUUUCAAACCACUGUCACAAAAGUAUGCUCGUCGUUACAGGAAGAAGGCAAUUAGCUCUAAACCACUAUCUGUCAGGCAGAUCAAAGGUGACUUCCUAGGUCAACUGAUAACCGUCAGAGGUAUCAUCACCAGAGUGUCGGAUGUCAAGCCGUCUGUCGAAGUUAUCGCUUAUACGUGUGACCAGUGUGGCUAUGAAGUGUUCCAAGAGGUUAAUUCCCGUACUUUCACUCCACUGUCCGAAUGUACUUCUGAAGAAUGUUCGCAGAAUCAAACAAAGGGCCAACUAUUCAUGAGCACAAGAGCUUCCAAAUUUAGCGCCUUCCAAGAGUGCCGGAUCCAGGAGUUAUCACAACAAGUCCCGGUGGGCCACAUCCCUAGAUCCCUAAACAUUCACGUCAACGGGACACUAGUGAGAUCAUUAUCGCCUGGUGAUAUCGUCGAUGUCACCGGUAUCUUCCUACCUGCUCCUUACACUGGUUUCAAAGCUUUAAAAGCUGGUCUGUUAACGGAAACUUACGUGGAAGCACAAUUUGUUCGUCAACACAAAAAGAAAUUUGCCUCUUUCAGUUUGACCUCUGAUGUGGAGGAAAGAGUGCUGGAACUAAUUGCCUCUGGGGAUGUUUAUAAUAGGCUGGCGAAAUCUAUUGCACCAGAAAUUUACGGUAAUUUGGAUGUCAAAAAGGCGUUGCUUCUGUUACUAGUGGGGGGUGUUGAUAAAAGAGUAGGUGACGGUAUGAAAAUCAGAGGUGAUAUUAAUGUCUGUUUAAUGGGUGAUCCCGGUGUUGCUAAAUCGCAAUUGUUGAAAGCCAUUUGUAAAAUAUCACCAAGAGGUGUCUAUACCACCGGUAAAGGUUCUUCAGGGGUUGGUCUAACCGCGGCGGUCAUGAAAGAUCCAGUUACAGAUGAAAUGAUCCUGGAAGGUGGUGCGUUAGUGCUUGCCGAUAACGGUAUUUGUUGUAUUGACGAAUUUGACAAGAUGGACGAAAGUGACAGGACUGCAAUCCAUGAAGUCAUGGAACAACAAACCAUCUCGAUUUCCAAGGCUGGUAUCAACACGACUUUGAAUGCAAGAACCUCGAUCCUAGCGGCAGCCAAUCCUUUAUACGGUAGAUACAAUCCCAGACUAUCGCCACUUGAUAACAUCAAUUUACCCGCUGCUUUGCUUUCCAGAUUUGAUAUUCUCUUCCUAAUGUUGGACAUACCCAGUAGGGAUGAUGAUGAAAAAUUAGCCGAGCAUGUCACAUACGUGCAUAUGCACAACAAACAACCCGAUUUGGACUUUACUCCAGUCGAACCCUCCAAGAUGAGAGAAUACAUCGCCUAUGCCAGGACCAAGAGACCCGUGAUGAGCCAAAGUGUAAACGAUUACGUGGUGCAGGCAUACAUCAGGCUAAGACAAGACUCCAAAAGAGAGAUGGACUCUAAGUUCUCAUUCGGCCAAGCCACUCCAAGAACUCUGCUUGGUAUUAUUAGACUAUCUCAAGCUCUGGCCAAGUUGAGACUGGCUGACAUCGUAGACAUAGAUGAUGUGGAAGAGGCCUUGAGAUUGGUCAGAGUAUCAAAAGAAUCAUUGUACCAAGAAACUAACAAAUCCAAAGAAGAUGAAAGCCCCACCACGAAAAUCUUCACAAUCAUCAAAAAAAUGCUACAAGAAACUGGCAAAAACACACUAUCAUAUGAAAACAUUGUUAAGACUAUAAGGCUAAGAGGAUUCACCAUGUUGCAAUUGAGCAACUGUAUUCAAGAAUAUUCGUACCUAAACGUUUGGCAUUUGAUCAACGAGGGUAAUAAUUUGAAGUUCGUGGACGAUGGUACCAUGGACACUGAUCAGGGAGAUUCAGAUAUGGGCACGCCAAAACUCGCCCCACAGGCGGCCGCUUCCGCCGGCAUUACCGCCCCAGAUUCCGAUAUCGAUCUACAGGAUGCUUAA